Cyprinodon tularosa is the source of this 2665-nucleotide messenger RNA. RefSeq names its product guanine nucleotide-binding protein G(q) subunit alpha. Bases 753 to 1883 code for a protein of 376 amino acids. The record is from RefSeq and is a predicted model, not a curated record. NCBI's taxonomy places the organism in Eukaryota, Metazoa, Chordata, Actinopteri, Cyprinodontiformes, Cyprinodontidae. Gene Ontology annotation, molecular function: G protein-coupled receptor binding; guanyl nucleotide binding; GTPase activity. The transcript is spliced from 7 exons. Gene Ontology annotation, biological process: phospholipase C-activating dopamine receptor signaling pathway; adenylate cyclase-modulating G protein-coupled receptor signaling pathway; action potential. Gene Ontology annotation, cellular component: heterotrimeric G-protein complex.
AAAAAUACAGAAAGAGAAUUGAGGAAAAUAAUAUUAGCCCGGGGUGUAAAGCCAGCAGCACUGCGUCCUAUUCCUGCUUCUUCCUCUGGCACACAGCCUCUGACCUGGGCGCCUCAUAUCUGGGAGGGGAGGAGGGGGAGGAGGUCUCACUCGGAUAGAAUUUCGCUGCGACCUGUCGGACCUGCGCUGUGUUAUGAGCGGCUUCCUUGGUUUUCCGAGCAGACAGCGGGGAUAACUGUACUGUAUCUCAGCCUAGCGGAUGGGAGUGAAAGUCCGCCAUAUUCACCACGCCCGGAGAGUAGAGCCGCUGGAAAACAAACCGACAGCCUCGCUCAUGUGUUUUUUCCCCCCUUUUUUCUCGGCUAAACGGUCAGUGACUUGGAGCAACAAAGGAAGUAUUUCAGCGAUUUAAAAAUUAAACCAGAAACCAUCGCUGAGGACUUUGAGAGAGAAUCUACCGGAGCAGGGCAGCUCAGAGCGGAGGAUGUUUUAAAAGGAUCUGUUGAUCAUCCGGAGAAGGAAUUAUAACAGUUAUCAGAGCAAACCUAUUCCACUGAAGCCGCUUUAUACUCCGUUUGAAGCUUUCAAGAGGCUCGGAAACACAUGAAAGAGGCUGACAGCGGGUAGGGGACUCCGGUUAUUCCUCUCAGAUAUCUUAUUUUCCGUGCGACUCCCUACAGACACGGUUUAUCACAACAUCCCGGCCUGUGUGAAGCUUAUGGGGUUCCCUCCCCGACAAAUGUGAAAUUUGGAUGACUGGAGGAGGGGGAAGGGGGGAGGGAACAAGUGGAGUAGGACCGAGAAUGACCCUGGAAUCUCUAAUGGCGUGCUGCCUCAGCGAGGAGGCGAAGGAAGCCAGGCGGAUCAACGACGAGAUCGAAAGGCAGCUCCGCCGGGAUAAGAGGGACGCGCGGCGGGAGCUCAAACUGUUGCUUCUCGGAACUGGUGAGAGUGGUAAGAGCACCUUCAUCAAACAGAUGAGGAUCAUCCACGGGACUGGUUACUCCGAUGAAGACAAACGGGGUUUCACCAAACUCGUCUACCAGAACAUCUUCACAUCCAUGCAGGCCAUGAUCCGGGCCGCCGAGACGCUGAACAUCCCCUACAAAUACGAGCACAACAAGGCCAAUGCCAACAUUGUUAGAGAAGUGGACGUGGAGAAGGUCUUCAAGUUUGAGAAUCCUUACGUUGAUGCCAUCAAGAACUUGUGGAAUGACCCCGGCAUCCAGGAGUGUUAUGAUCGAAGGAGGGAGUACCAGCUCUCAGAUUCUACUAAAUAUUACCUAAACGCACUUGACCGGAUCGCUGAACCUUCCUAUCUUCCCACCCAGCAGGAUGUGUUGAGGGUUCGGGUUCCCACCACCGGCAUCAUUGAAUAUCCAUUCGAUCUGCAGAGCGUCAUAUUCAGGAUGGUGGACGUUGGGGGUCAGAGGUCAGAGAGGAGAAAGUGGAUUCACUGCUUUGAGAACGUCACAUCGAUCAUGUUCCUGGUGGCGCUCAGCGAGUACGACCAGGUGCUGGUGGAGUCAGACAAUGAGAACCGAAUGGAGGAGAGUAAAGCUUUGUUCAGAACAAUAAUCACAUACCCCUGGUUCCAAAACUCCUCUGUUAUUCUGUUCCUGAACAAGAAAGACCUGCUGGAGGAAAAGAUCAUGUACUCCCAUCUGGUCGACUACUUCCCAGAGUACGACGGUCCUCAGAGGGAUGCCCAAGCAGCUCGAGAGUUUAUUCUCAAGAUGUUUGUGGACCUGAAUCCAGACAAUGACAAGAUCAUCUACUCUCACUUCACCUGCGCCACCGACACGGAGAACAUCCGCUUCGUCUUUGCAGCCGUCAAAGACACGAUCCUGCAGCUCAACCUGAAGGAGUACAACCUGGUGUAGAGCGCGGCCCCUCCCUGACACAAUGACUGACUCGAUCCGUGAACAGAAGGCCUUCAUACAUAUACACACUUAUGAAUUAUCUAAGGAAAACAGAAGCUGAUGGUUGCAUAUGACUAAUUUAUUGGCCCUCUGACGUCUUGGUGUGCUUUGGGGGGAGGCGGGACUCUUAAAAGGUCAUCUUGCUAUUCAGGAGUUGGGGGGGAAAUACGUGAAGCUCCCGUCACACCUGCCUUUUUAUAAACCAGAAGAAAAAAAAGUUUCCUUUCUUUGUUUUUCUUUGUAACCUUCAUUGUGUACCCAUAAUUCAUUCUGACGGUUCAUCAUGAACCUUUAGUCUAACAGGAAGUGAUGUAACAGCUUUUUAAUGAACAGCAUCCUUUUUUUCUUUCAUGCACGUCUCUUCUAUUGUAGGCCUAAACUGUGAUUUUUAAAUUAUUUGAGAAUGAUUUGAUACCGAUACACUUUGAUCAUUAUUAGUGUUAUGAUAUUCCAUUGCUUUGGUACCAUUUCAUAAGUAGAGCACAUUUGAAUGUGGAGGUGUAUUUACAGCAUUCUGACACAAACAUGAGGGUCAGCACAAACGGAGGAAAUCGGCCGUAUGCUGAGUGACCGGCUGCAGAGUUUCCUUCCAGCAGACUGACAGGAGGACAGAGGGUCUUGUGAUUUUAGAAACAUUAAUGUUAAACUGUGCCACAUCCUAGCAUUUUCUCUUCUUCUUUAAAUAGUUUAAAAUCAAAUGUAUUACCAACGCCAAAACGACUCGAUCAGCGGACCGCUCUAUA